AAGUCCAAGCUAGAAGUUAUAAAAUUGAAGUAGACGACAAUUUAGAUACCUCAUCAUCAAAUUUCUCUGAUCUAGUUUCAUUCUUGCAUUCGUUGAACUUGUAGUCCUUAUCUCUACUCAAAUCUCAUAUCAUCUUGCAGAGUCCAUGACCGUGUUCCUAUUCAAAAACUUCCUUACUCAUUUCUUUCUUUUAGUCUUCUUUCGCCUUCCAGCGGUAAACUCUAUCUUUUUUAACAUAUCAAGCUUUGGACCUCAGACCAGUGACAUCAUACUGGAAGGUGAUGCUACUACUAAGAUUGGUACUGUUGAAUUGAUCAAUGAAUACACUUACACUUGUCGUGUUGGUCGAGCUACUUAUGCCAAACGUGUACCACUUUGGGACUCGACCACCGGAGUUCUGACAGACUUCACCACUCAUUUCACCUUUUCCAUUGACACCUUAAAUAAAACACCCUAUUCUGCUGGGCUUGCUUUCUUUGUUGCUCCUGUUGGUUAUCCAAUUCCUCCAAAUUCAGCUGGUGGAUUUCUAGGUCUUUUCAAUACCACCACAACUGGUGAUACAUCUCACAAUCAGAUAAUUCAUGUUGAAUUCGACUCCUACCCAGAUCCUGAGUGGGAUCCAGAUUUUAGACAUGUUGGGAUUAAUAAUAAUUCCAUCAAGUCUACUGUCGUUGUUCCUUGGAAUGCUAGCUUACAUAGUCUGGAAACUGGAAAUGCUUGGAUCACUUAUAACGCUACUAAGAAGAACCUCAGCGUGUAUUGGACGUAUGAUAAGAGUCCUGUUUAUCGUGGAGAUUCUCUUCUUUCGUACCAAAUUGAUUUGAAACAGAUUCUUCCAGCAUGGGUUACAGUAGGAUUCUCUGCAACAACUGGUAUAUAUAGAGAGCGAAAUAUUCUUUUGUCAUGGGAUUUCUCUUCGACUUUGGAAGUUCAGGAAAGAGAAGUACCAUCUGGAAAGCCAAAUGUCAAAUUGAUUGUUGGAUUGUCUGUUUCCGGAACUGUUUUGGUAGGAUGUGUUCUUGCUUUAGCUGUGGUGUGGCUGUUGAGGUCGAAAAGACGACGAGCUAGAAAACAGAAAGAGAAGGUUAAUAUCACAUCUGACUUUGAAAGAGGAGCUGGUCCAAAGAGGUUCUUGCUCAGAGAACUAGUUUCAGCAACAAACAACUUCUCCGAGGAAAGAAAACUUGGAGAAGGUGGAUUUGGAGGCGUCUACAGGGGAUUUAUAAAUGAAAUGGAUUUGGAAAUUUCUGUAAAGAAGAUAACCAGGGGGUCUAGACAAGGUCAGAAGGAGUACAUAACUGAGGUCAGGAUUAUUAGUCGAUUGAGACACAGGAAUUUGGUGCAGCUCAUUGGUUGGUGUCACGAGAGUGGCGAGUUUCUACUUGUCUAUGAAUUGAUGCCUAAUGGUAGUCUAGAUUCUCAUCUGUUCGGCCGAAGAACCCCUCUUAUGUGGGAUGUCAGAUACAAAAUAGCUCUUGGGUUGGCCUCUGCACUGCUCUACCUUCAUGAAGAAGGAGAGCAAUGUGUAGUCCAUCGUGAUGUCAAGUCAAGCAACAUAAUGCUGGAUUCCAAUUUCAAUGCAAAGCUCGGUGAUUUUGGUCUAGCUAGGCUCAUGGAUCAUGAACUAGGUCUCCAAUCGACUGGGUUAGCUGGGACUUUGGGUUACUUAGCACCAGAGUACAUAAACACUGGCAAGGCUAGCAAAGAAUCUGAUGUCUUCAGCUUUGGAGUAGUGGCUUUAGAAAUUGCUUGUGGUAGAAAAUCAGUUGAUUGUAUGGAAAAGGUUUCUGAUACAGGGUUAGUAGAGUGGGUUUGGGACCUAUAUGGCAGAGAUGCAGUCUUGGCUGCAAUUGACCAUAAACUAAACCUAGAGUUCGACGCAAACCAAGCCGAAUGUUUGAUGGUUGUUGGCUUAUGGUGUGCACACCCUGAUCGAAGUUUCAGACCUUCAAUCCGACAAGCAAUUCAGGUUCUUAACAUGGAAGCAAGUAUUCCAACUAUCCCUACCAAAAUGCCAGUUCCUUCGUAUCAUGUACCUGAACUGGAUCUUAUUUCUGGUGAACCAACUUACAUCACUAGUACAAGCAUUGACAUGGGCCGCUAAAUUUAGACUUAACAUUUAGCUUGUUGAGUUAAAUAACACUUUUGGUUUGGCUAAUAUUCAGCUGCUAUUUAUGAACUGUCCG
Messenger RNA from Papaver somniferum (opium poppy), 2186 nucleotides. Its product is annotated as L-type lectin-domain containing receptor kinase IX.1-like. Gene Ontology annotation, molecular function: protein kinase activity; carbohydrate binding; ATP binding. Gene Ontology annotation, biological process: protein phosphorylation. Gene Ontology annotation, cellular component: plasma membrane. The transcript has a single exon. The record is from RefSeq and is a predicted model, not a curated record. NCBI's taxonomy places the organism in Eukaryota, Viridiplantae, Streptophyta, Magnoliopsida, Ranunculales, Papaveraceae. Bases 146 to 2104 code for a protein of 652 amino acids.